UUAUACCGCUUACACACAUUAUUCGACAAAUUUUAAAUACAAAUUACGGCCAGUAAUUAUGGAAGCUAGUAUAUUUGGCGUAUUUAUGUAUUUUGUGAAAUCUCAAUUGCGGUCAGCCUGGUUGAAGCAGCUGCAAAAUGCUUGCACGCACACAAGUGUAGUUUAUGUACGCACACAAGUAAAAAGUGUAGUUUAAGUGCGCUCAGUGCUGCACUGCGUGUGUGGAAAAGUGCGGGAAAUUAUUGCAACGAGACUGUUAAAUAGCGUUUAAGAAAAAACUAAACGUAAACCAGCCAACUCGUAAUAAUAAAGUGCGUUGCAAAAUGCUAUCAUUUGUAAAGACUUGAAGAAUUAAGCAACAAAAUAUUGGUGGCAUGUUUUGUGAAUUUCAUAAAUCUCUCGUUUCGUUUUGGUUUUUUUCUUCUCUACCACAAAAAAGGGCGCGCGAGUGAGACAACAGUAUUGGCGGUGCCGAACAGCAACAAGACAGCUAUCCCGCCUACUCUCAUUCAACUCACACGUCGCAGACUCAAAGUCUGCUCGCUCUCAAAUGUUUGACAUUUUUCACAUUCAGCAUUUUCCCUUUGUUCGUCGGCGGGUCUCGUUGUCAUAUGGCUCGUAUAGACGCUCGUGCGUGCGUAACAAAUAAAAUUGAAAAAAGAAGAAACGAAACGCAACGCAAAAAAUCGGUGUUUCAAAUUUACCAAAAUAGCGCACAAGUGUAAAUAAACAAAAUGUUAAAUGCGCGUGCAGUGUACAAGUGUAUUCAAUUCAUUGAGAAAUAUGCGUAAAAAGCGUUAUUUCGUGAUUACUACGGCGACGACGACGACGACAUCAAAACCAACAGCAACAACAACAACUAAGUGCUGCUGCGUUCAUUGACGUGACGCGCGAGUGUGAGUGUGUAUUUGUGUAUGUGUGUGUGUGUUUAUGUGUGCUGGUGAGUGUGUGAGUGUGCUGCGAGUUGUUUUCAAAUAAAUAUUAUACAAAAUACAAAAAUCAAAAGCCCGCAGCAACAGCAACAACAAACAAAACACCACAUACAAUCAAAAUUGCAGUGACAUCAAAACUGCAAACAAAACAUACAUACUACAUACAUCAAAUCAAAUCAAAAGCAAAACAACGAAAUAUUUACAUCAAGCUCAGUUCAGUCCCGCGUGUCUCUCUUCGUUGCGCGCAAAAUUCUGUGUGGGGAAGAAAAGAAAGUGUGGUCAACAGUCAUCGCAAUCUCUGCACUCAAAAUGUCUAUUUAUCUAAGUGUGCGUGAGUGUGUGUUCUCAGUGUAUUGAAGCGGGAAGAAGGAGGAAAGGAGUAAAAAGGAAGUUAAAAGCAAUAUCCAAGCAACAACAUAAAUACGAAUCAUAAUAAAAAUAUUAAACAGAAGAAGAAGCAACAACAACAACACAAAUGAAGCAAUCACAUUUUGUUCAAUUUUAAACCACAAAUAAUCUGUAUCCCCCGAGCAUUAAACAAGGCGCAUAAAUUUUUGCCAAUGAGUCGCAGACAGUCAUUGGAUCGACCAGGAAUAUUGUCUCCUCCGGGUCCGUUUCUGACGCCCAGUCCAUCACCAUCGAUCUCAGCUAGUCCACGCCUGCAACCAUCACCAUCGCUAUCGCCAUUCCCACAGGAUGUGGUGCUUGUAGCCGGUGGCAACGCAUUAAACGCCAACAGCAAUCCCCAGGAACACGAGCGCAAGGCGGCGACGCCUGGCAGGCGACAAUCCAUACAUCAGUUCACAAAUGGCAGUCCCAAUGCCGGCACCGUUGUCUUUCAACCGAGUCCAUCACAGUCACCGGCCGCUGCCACGACGGUCAUUGGCGUGACAGCUGGCGGACUCAUAGCCGCUGCUGCUGCCGCCGCUUCAUCAGCCGGUGGACACAGCAAUGCAAUUGGCAAUGAGCUAAACGCAACCCUUGUCGGCUCCAACAAUAUACAACUGAAUAAGAAGGGCAACAAGCGAACGGGUCAGCAGCAGCAACAGCUACAGCAGCAACAACUACAGCAGCAGCAACAGCAACUGCAGCAACAACAACAGCAGCAGCAGCAACAAUUGCAGCAGCAAAUCUUUAGCACCAACGCAGCGGCGCCCACAUCGAUCUGCUCGACAGUAGCCGGCGGCUAUGGGCAACCAAACGCAACGGCAAUCAGCACGCCCAUUUCGUUUGCGACAGCAAAUGUGGCUAGUAGCCCAAAAGGUCAAGCGAAAAAGGGCGCCACAACGGUGCUCAGUCAACAGCAGCAGCAGCAGACACAGUUCCAGCAUUAUCAGAGCAGCAGUCCGCUGAUAGCGGACAGUCCCAUACCAAGUCCGAGCAACGCGAUUGCGGCAGCGGCCAUAAAGCCACCAACGCCCCAACCACAGCCUCAGACCGUACAAAUGUUGCCGCAGCAGUUCACAAUAACUAGCGGGCCGCAGCAACAGCAGGCGCCGCAGCAAGUGUUUCAGUUCAUUCAGGGGCCGCAGGGUCAGAUCAUUGCCACCACACAGCAGCCAACAACGCUUCAGCAACAACAACAACAGCAACACCUGCAACAGCAGCAGCAGCAACAACAACAGCAGCAGCAACAUCAACAGCAGCAGCAGCAACAAACGCACCAGCAACGUUUUAGCAGCAAUGCAGGCAUUGCGUUGUCCACUGCCAACACGAAGGCGAGCAAAGCGCCCCAACAGAUUCUGCCCAAGCCGCAGCAGGAGCUGUCCACAACCCAAACGCUGCAGCAGCAAACGAAGGGCAAAAACAACAAUGCACAGCUGCCGCAGAUCUCGCAAUCCCCCCAGCCGCAACAGGCACAGCUUACCGCCGCACCCACCAAUGCCAAUAACCAGCAACAGCAGCCACAGCAGCAGCAGCAACAACAAAUACUGUUGCCGGCGACAACAGCACAGCCACAGCAAUUGCUGUUGAAUCAGAUGCCAGUGCUGGUGCAACAGAAUCCGCAAGGUGUGCAGCUAAUCCUACGUCCACCGACGCCACAAUUGACCACGACACCAUCGCUGGUCAUACAGAAUGCACGCGGACAACCGCAGUUGCAGCAGCCGGCGCAGCAACAGUUGCUGCGCAUUGUCAACACGAAUGGAGCGACAAUGCAACUGGCAGCAGCAACACCCACCUUCAUUGUGUCGUCGCAGGGCAAUCUCAUACAGCAGACAGCUGCGGGCGGUCAGUUCCAAAGCGCCAUCAAGUCGGGCACACAAUUGAGCGGUCUCCAUGCGGCACUCGCCCAAGCGCCACGAUCUCAGCCGUUCACCACAACGGCCACCAUCAAUACCCAGCUGCUGGGCCAGAGUGUUGCUGCGCAGUUGCAGAAUCUGCAGCUGGCCGCGGCAGCCGCUGCCAAUGGCAAUGGCAUAACGCAGAUACAGAUGCCCAAUGGCCUGGCGGCAAUAUCACAGCUGCAGCAGACGCUUGGAGGCGCCACCAUCAAUCUGAAUCAGCUCAAUGGUGCACAUCUGCAGCAGAUUGCGACGGCAUUUCAAACGCCACAGCCACCGCCGCCGCAGACAACAGCAACAGCAGCCACAACGACUCCUGCCAAUGGCAACAACACAACGGCAGAGCUGUUUGCACAAUCCUCGCCAGCACAUGUGCCGCUGGCGGUGACGCCCGAGCCACUGCGUCAGCCGACGGCACAGCAGCAGGCGGCCAUGGCCACCAUACAGCUGCAGCAUCAGCAGCAACAGCAGCAGCAGGCGCAGAUACAGCAGCUGCAGCAACAGUUGCAGCAGACUCAGACGCAAGUGCAGCAGGCGCAGCAGCAGCAACAACAGCAGCACACCGUUGAGCCGAAGAAGAAGCCGCGACCUCGCAAAAAGAAACCGCCAGCCACAGCUGCAGUGCCAGCUCCCUCGCCAACCGCUGCAGCCGCAGUAACAACAACUCCGCAAAAGAUUGCAAUACCUGCCACGCCCACAUCAACACCAGUGGUGCGCAGCAAGUCGCCAUCGCCACCGCCGACGCACAUCCAACGGGCCAGCAAUGGCAAGUUGGAUCUCGGCGAUGUGAUGAAGUUCUGCGGCAUCACCGAGGACGACGAUGACGAUGAGGACUAUGGCAUGGAUGCCACCUCAGUUGCUGGCAAUGUUUCCACUGCGGUUGCCAAUGGCAACACCAGCACCAGCAGCACCGGCAACGCUAAUGACGCUAAUGAUGUGUUGGCGCCACCGCCGCCAGUGCAACAGCUGUCGUUAAGCAAUGGAUUGACGGGCGUGAGCAGCAGCGGCUUGGCGCAGCCCAGUUCCAAUGAUAUCAUGAUCUCCAUACCGAGCCAAAACGGCAGCGAUGGCCUGCCUUUCACGCUGACCAUACCGGCACCGACGCCGGUCAACGAAGCCACCGAAAUACCAAAUAUCCUCAUCAAGAUUGAUCCAAGUGAUGUGGCAGCUGGAGCAGCCGCCGCUGCAGCAGCCACUGGAGCAACUGUACCACCGUAUACGCUAUCAACGCCACGUCUGCCCACUGCCGAGGAGAUACAGCGUCAGGCGCAGCAGCAUCUCGCCCAGCAGGCAGCUGCAGCAGCAGCGGCGGCCGCAGCCGGCGCCAAGAUCUGCACCAACAUUCAGGCGCCGACGCCGGCGCCAACGAUUAGCUUCAGUCUGGGUCCACAGACGCAGACGAUCGGCAGUGUGACGUUGCAGCCGACGCCAAUUGCUGCGAGCAUCACACUGACGACGCCCACGGUGACCACAGCAACUACUGGUUGCACCACAACGACGCCAGCUGCCACAGCGGCGGUGAAGCCGCGACGCAAACCCGCCGUGCGACGCAACACCAAGAAGCAGGAUGCCAAUAGCAACAACAACAGCAACAACAACAACAGCAGCAACAACAACAGCGGCAUCAACAGCAGCAUCAGCAAUAGCAUCGCCAACAGCAGCAGCGGUACCGUCAACACUAUCACAUUGACCACACCCGCCACCGGCAGCAGCAACACCUCGAGCAUACUCACAACAACUGUGCCCAGCCAGAUUGGCAACAUACAAAUCUCGCAGGUGCAAAAUCACCAUCAGUCCACGUUGCCCAUCAGCAAUGCCGUCGAGAAUAAGAUACAGAUCAUGCCCAUUCUGCCGCCCGGGGCCACAGUCAUGGGUGGUGUGCCAGCAGCAACCACGGUUGCGGCAUCCUCAGCGCCAGCAGCAACAAGUGCCACGCAGCUGCUGUUCCAGCCAACGCCAGCAAUAACAACGCCUGCAGCCACAGAGUCUGCUACCAUCAAGUUGUCUAGCGAUGGCCGACAGAUGCAGUUGGUCGCCAUACCGCAGUCUACGACGCCAGCAACAACAGCGCCCACCUUGCCAGCGGUGACGACAGCCGGUGGAGCGACAAUAUUGCCGCCACAGCUGACGGGAAUGCCGGGCAAUGUGUCCAUUUCAGUGGGUUCGCCUGCUUCAGCGGCCGCGUUGGUGCCACAGCUAACGGGCAGCCUGACAUUGGCUGUCUCGGAGCAGGGCGAACGUCUGAUUUUGCGACAUGAUCCUAACAAUCCGCAAGAUCAUCAGACACAGCUGAUAUUGCAGGCGCUAUUGAAGGGAGCAUUGCCCAAUGUAACGAUUAUCAAUGAGCCGACGCGUGUGGAUCCGAAUAGAACACCAGCGCCUACACCCACACCCACGCCGCCACCCCCUCCACCAGUAGCACUGCAGCAGCAACAACCACAAUUGCAGCAGCCGCAGACGACGCCAGUAACAGCAGCAACUGCUUCAAUACAGCAGUUGCCCAAAGUGGUGGCCGCAGUGCCCAAAACGGAGGUUAAAGUUACGAACAACCGAAAGCUUUCUGCGCCUGCGUUGCCCGCCAACAACUUGGUCGGCAGCAGCAACAUCAUCAGCAGCGUGAGCACCAUCAGCACCAGCAACAACACGAUCAAACCACCGCCUCUGCCCAUAAAGAUCAAUGAGACCUUGUCGUUUCCGCAACUGCUGUCGACGACAACAGCAACAACAACGCCCACAACAACUUCUCAGCUUAUUGUGCAACAGCAACCACUGCAACAACAGCAGCAACAGCAACAGUCUGUGCAGCAGCCAGCCUCGGGAGGACAACGUUAUGUGGCUCUGCCUCCAAUUGAUCCCAGCACGCAACAAUUGUUCUGUCUAAACAGCGUGUCCAAUCAGAUCACGGCCAUCAGUGCUGGCCAAACGGCGGCAUCGAUAGGACCUUCGGAGCGUUUGCUAAUUGCGCCGGCAGGCAUUAAUGCCCAACAGUUGGCGCAGUGUCUGCAGUUGGGUCAAUUGCACUUUAACGAUGUGAAUCCCUUGCCGCAGCCACAGCUGCAACUGCAGCAGCAGCAGCAAGCACAGCCGACAACGAUGACUGCAACAUUGCCCCUUCCGCUGCGACCUCAACCACCGCAACAGCAAAUUGUGCAUCCGAUACAGCCGAUCAGCAACGGACACAGUAUUAGCCUGGGAUUGCCCAUCACGACGACAACAACAACGACGUUGACAACCAGCAGCAGCACCUCUACGAGCACCACAACAGUCACCAAACAGGUGGCCAAUGUGGCACCCAUUAUUGAUCAGAGCAAGGCUAAGCUGGAGCCGGCGAAGGCAACUGCAGGGGGCACAACAACCACAUCGUCCAGCACAGGAGCUGUGGCCAAGAAGAAGCCAGUCCGCAAGCCAAAGACGACACCAACAGCAGCCGAGUUGGCAAGCUUGAAGAAUGCGAGUGUUGUGAAACCGAUGCCUAAAUUGGAUCCGUUGUCACAAAAGCCCAACAACAAUCCCGUGCAGAUCGUGCAACCGAAUGUGGCGAGUGGCAAGCAAAUGAUUGUUGUGGUCAGCUCGAGCGGCAACCAGUCAACGACGACCACAACAACUACCAUCAUGAGCAACAGCAUCCAGCCAUUCCAAACAACAAGCGGCACCAAGCUUGUGGGCGUUACGGCACCAAUGCAACAACAGCAGCAGCAGCAGCAACAACAGCAAUUGCAGCAGCAGCCAACAGGAGCGAUAGCAACUGUGCAAUUGCAACAGCAACAGCAGCAACCACGUGGCAGCUUCAGCCUGACGGCAACAACAUCGACACCAAGUGUUGUGGCAAGUAGCGGUAGUUUGUCAGUAGCAGCAGCAGCUCCCGUUGUGGCGCAACUGCAAUUGGCAGGACAGUUACAGCAGCAACAGCCGUUGCAAGCGCAGCCUAAACAACAGCCGACAGCAGUGCAACAGCAGCCACAGCAGAACACAAUUUCACGAGUACAAACAAUUCAACUGACGCCCCAAAUGCAGCAAGUGUUUAGGACAGUGCAAAUGCAAAUUCAGUUCCUCACCAUCAAGUUGCAAAACAAAGCAAUUGUGCCAACACUGUCCAUUUCGCCUGACAUUGAUCCGGCAGCAAUCGCUAUCUAUAACAAGCCCAUGACAGAUGCAGAGAUUAAUGUGGCUUUGCAGCGCCUGUUUACGGAACAGCAUCGCAUACUGGCCUCGGGCAAAGAAGUCCCGACGCCAGAAGGCAUGGUACCGACGCCGAAUGGCAAUGGUAGCUUUAGCCUGAUGCCGCAGCAGUUCCAGCAAUUGCAGCAGCAACAACAGCAGCCAACACAGCAGCCGCAACUGCAACAGGCGACAGUGCAACAAACUGUGGAGUCGGUGAAGACAGCAACACCUGCUGGAGUGAUACUCGCCAAUGUGGUGCAGCCGAAUAAUCACUCCACCACUAGCACAGCAGCAACAGCCGGAGCAGCCAUCAAUGCCCAGCAACAGCAACAACAGCAGCAGCAGCAACAGUUGAAUGUAGCACAGCGUAUUCAUAUCUACCCCAUGCAGCAUCAGCAACAGCAGCAACUGGCCAACAAGCAGAAGAUGGCGCAACAGAAGCAGCAGCAGCAACAACAAACGACUGCUAUCAGCAACUUGCCACAGCAGCAAGCAGUACAGCUUAAGCUCAAGGAAUCGCCAUGUCGCAGCAAACCCAAUGCAGCCAAUGCACAGCAGCAACCACAACAGCAGCCAACUGUCAACGUGUUGCAGCAAAAGACAAAUAUAUUGUCGGUGCCGCAGCAGCAACAACCACUUCAGCAACCGACCGUAAAUUGCAUCAAGAACGGACCACCGCCACUCAUCUUUGCCAGUGCAACGAAUCUGUUAUCGAACAGCAACAAUGUGAGCAACAACAACAACAGCAGUUCGAACAGCAACAGCAGCAACAACAGCAUCGUCAACAACAGCAGCAGCAACAGCAGUGUCAGCAAUAGCAACGUGCAGGUCAACAGUAUGUUGACAAUGCCGCCAUUGCAGCCGCAACAACAACUGCAACAGCAACUGCAAAUCCAGCAGCAGCAACUGCAGCUACCAUUGCAGCAACACCAGGCGCUCACCCAACAACCGGUGGCAACAGCAGCGCCAGCAUUGAGUAAUUUAAUUACCCCAUCGUUGCCCGUGUUCUUGCCACUGCCGUUGUCCAAGCCGGAGGAGUUGUUGCCAACACCAAAACCUAAAAUUGCACGCCUCUCCUUGUUCGUACGACAGCUGGAAGUCGAUCAGGAGAGCUGCUUGAAGCCGGACUAUGUGAAGCCAUUUCGUACCAAAGACGAGGCGGUCAAACGGUUGAUCAGAUAUCAUUGUAUGCAUGAAAAUGAUGAGGAGCUGCCCUCCGAUGAGGAUGAAGAGUUUGAAGCAACGGCGCUGGGCUUUCGUGAUAAGUUCCGUGAAUUGAAUGGCAAACUUCAAGAGAUUCUUUUACAGGAGUCAACGUUGCAACAUCGCACUUCGGAGUCCCUGCAAGUCGAGCAGCUGAUGAUCGAUGAUCUAAAGGGCGAGAUAAGCGAUAUACGCACAGCCGAAAAGGAGCUGCUCGAGAAACAUCAGCAGCAGCAGCAACUUAAGGAGGAGCAAGACAAUAAUGUAGCAACCAACGAAGUUGACGCCGGAUCGGAGACCAAAGUGAAGGAUGAAAUCAAAAUGGAACCAUUAGAGAAAGUAUCCGAAACAACGCCGGCAACAACUGCUGCCGUUGUGGAUAAGUUUGAUUUGCUGAAGAAUAGUGCCGAUGUGAACAAGGCGUACAACAAACAGCAGCCGCAGUCUCAGCUUCCGCAACAACAGCAGCAACAACUGGUUAAGCGAGAGGAGAAUGGCGAUUGGUUGGCUAAUGGUGGACAGACUAAUGCUGGCAGCAACAACAACUCUUCGAGCGAUGCUGUCAAGAAGGAGCAGCUCAACAGCUCUAAGGACAACAUGGAGUAUAUCAAGAAGGACUACGACAACUUUGACAUUGAGUCACAACUGACGAGUUUCAUCAUGAAGAAAGUUGAGCAGAAAAUUGAACCCAAUGGAAGUAUGCAGCACCUUAAGAACGCUGAGCCCUGUUUUGCAGCUAAUGUGUUGCAUGAGCAGCAACAACAGCAUAACCAGCAGCCGCAUCAUCAACAGCAGCAGCAUCCUCAGCCGCAGCAACAACAACAGCUUGUCAAGAACAAUACGCUAGCCAAUGAAGAUCACGACGAUAGCUGGUAUUGUCUGCAGAAGGAGCUCAAUCUGAUGAACAAUGAAACCUUGCAGCCGCAGCAGCAACAACAACAGCAGCAGCAACUGCAACAACAUCAACAGCACUUGUCAGAGCAGCAUCUGUAUGGCAACAACAACGCUGGCAGUCUGCUGAACAAUGGUAACCAUUUAUCGGAUCUGUUUCCCAAUGGUUGCAUCGAUAAGAGCAAUCAGAGCAACAGCAAUAGCAGCAGCAACAGCAGCGCCAGCAGCUGUGCAGGCGAGGUGGUCGGCAACAGCAGCAAUGUUGCCAACAACUUGCCCAUUGGCAGCUCCUCGUGCAGCCAGCAACGCCAGCAGCCAUUGGCAAUGCAAGCUGAACAGCCCAAUCAUCAUCCUGCGAUUAGUGAAUUCUUCAACAGUGAUUCUGAUGUGCAAAAGUCCGUGGAGACACGACUAGAGGCCAUGUUUGGUGAAUCACCUGUGCAUUUGGAUGUGAAGAACAGCAGCGAUGACCACGACAUUGAGUCCAAUCUUGAUGAAAUUUUCGGCGAUUCAAAAUCUCCUGUUGCGAAUCAUAAGAACAAAAUGAAUAUCUGGGCGCCCGAUACAGAUUUUGCUACAAGCUACAACAAUGAGCAACAGCAACAGCCUUAUGGACAUCCGCAACAGCAGCAGCAGCAGACGCAGCAGCAAUCACAACAGCAGCAACAUCACAUUGAGCUCAACUGCAACAACAAUCCGCGUUGGAUGCAGAGCAUGGAGGCUCACUAUAGCGAUUACAUGUCCAGCAAUACGAGCACUGUCGAUGGCCAGUCCCAUAAUAUGCUGGUCAACGGUGAGUCUCGGAAACGCCACUGGAAUGGUCAGUUGAUGGGCUCCAGCAGCGACAUGGAGGAUGAGAACAGUAGCAAACGAUUGUGCACAGCUUCGUCAACCUCGUCGUCGCCUCUGUCCUCUCAGCAGCAGAUUCAAGUGCCGCAGCAUAGUAUACUCGAUGCCGAUAUGCUGGCUCUGCAUGAUGGCAUGGGUGUGGACGCUGUGACAACUAAUGGACCUGCUGGUUUCUCACAGCUGCUCAUGGAUCAACAACAACAGCAGCAGCAGCAACAACAACAGCAGCAGCAACAGCACAACUUUGGCAAUCAUCAGGCUUUUGCUAAUAUGCUUGAUCCACAACAGCAGCAACAACAACAGCAACAACAGCAGGUGCAACAACAACAGCAGCAACAGCAGCAGCAUCAACACUACCAGCAUAGCAUGCAACAGCAGCUUCAACAACCGCAGCAAGCACAGCUACAUGUGAAUCAUAUGGGUGCCGCUUCUGUGGUCACCGGCGAGUACGAUGACGACAUAAGCCGGCAUGUUGCAAGUGCCAUUGACAGUAUACUCAAUCUGCAGAACAGCGGAGAUUCACUGCAGUUCUCGCUCGGCUCGUUUCUGGGCGAUAGCAUCCUGGACGAUCAGCGACAGGCGGCGAAUUUGCCCAGCUGCCAGCAGGAUCAGUCGAACAAUAGACGCCGCCAGUUGGGCGAUGACAUUGGCGAUUGCCUGAUUAGUGGCGAGGCUGCAGCGGUAGUGAGUGCUGUGGCCGAUGCUGGUGGUAAUCUAUUGUUGGAUCAUCAUCACCACCAUCAACAUCACCAGCAGCAGCAACAACAACAGCAGCAGCAACAACUUAUGCAGAAUCACAUGGGUCAGCAGCAACCGCAUCUUCAGCAUCAUGGACAACAUCAUCACGGCCUCUCGCAGGCACAAGGCCAACAUCAUGGCCAACUAAAUGACUUUAGCUGUGUGGCUGCCGGUCUAGAUGAUGCUGUUAAGUCAAUUAUGACAUCUUGACUUGGGCUCCAGACAACAGGAACGGGACAGGCAAUAGCCACCGAGCUGCCGCCGGCGGCAACAGCAGCUGUUGCCAACAGUCUGAUACUGGAGUUCAAUGCGACCACCUUGUGAAGAGCUGCCCCAGGCAACAAACAUGGACUGUACUAUAUAUAAAAACCCUAAGUUCUCUUUAGUUUUUGGUAACUGGGCUGAAAUUAUUAUUCAGUCUCAAAUCAGCCAACAUUUGCACCCUGCUCUGUACAAUUUUCUUAAUUUUAGUUUUAAGUUUACAAAAAAAAGUAGCGUAAAUUGUUUUAAUCCUUGUUUUCGUUUUUAGUCCAAUGUGUUUGUACAAUAUUUAAUGAAAAUCAGAAAGCAAAAUGAGCCCCCGGUAUUAUUUGUAUAAAUUGAUAGUCACGCAAUCGGGACACCAGAUCCUUCGAAGUCAAUAGCAAAGCAAUUAUAACGCCGAGAAUUGAAAACAAAACGACGAAUAGCAUGAAAUGCUUCUUAGAGAAGUACACUGAAUGAAUUCUAAUGUAAUACAAAUUAUAUAGCUACAAUAAAUAAGUGAAAAAUGCCUAGACAAUUUAUUAAAAUCUAAAUCUAAACUAUGAACAUGUGAAAAAAAGCAAACAAAAUAAAAUAAAUUAUAUUUUUCGGAGUGCCGAAUAUUUGAUACACUUGCAGAGCACAAUAAAUUUGUUGUCCGGUGCAAGGUGAUGAUCUCUCUCAAAAGAGUUAAUCCCGAUCCAUUUGUAAAAGCUUUAAAUUCGUUUACGCUCUGCAAGGAUAUGAGAACAGUAUAGAUUGGAAAUGAAAUGAUAAUUGGUUGUAAUUAAUUGAGAAUUAAGAAAGUGGUGCGACAGCAAAGUGCUGAUCAUGUCGAGAGCAUUCGAAAUUCGUAAUUAGAUUUAUGCAAAACAAUUGUAACAACGUUGCCAAUUUUGUUGAAAUGAAAAAUGGGGGGAAAAAUUCAACCACAGCAAAUCGAUUUACAUUACAAAUCUACAUAUACAUAAAUAUAUAUACAUAUACAAGAAAAAGUAUAUUAAAUUAUUUAUUAAUAAGCAAUUGUAAAUACAUGUAUACACACAUUUACAUAUUUAUUUAUGUAAUGCAUGCGCCAGUUUCAACAAUCGCAGAUUUUAAAACAAACAAACAAAUGGAUUUGCUCUUAGUGUAAACAAAAUUACAAUGUGUAAUAAAAUAAAAGAAGCAUGCGAAAAUACGUAAAAUAAAUUAAAAUAAUAAUAAAAACUAAUUUGAUAAAUUGAAGCUAAGCAAUUUAAACUAUUAUUUAUAAACGCUUAACGUCUGUCUGCUUUUGAGCUAACAAACACAAACAUACACUCACGCACACACAUACAUAUAUGUAUAAUUAAUUCGAAUAAUCAAUGUGCUCAAUUUGAAUUAGAAAGCUAUUAGCCAUGUCUUAAGAUUUGGCUAUGACUACGGGCUAUGACUACGGGUGACAUAAGCAAAAGUCUUAAGAUGAGUUGACAAAGGGCAAACGACGAAGCAAACCAAAAGCAGUUCAAAAAUGAAAAUCACAAUUUUAGCAAAUUUAGUUUAAACAUUUAUUAAUUAUUAAAAUAUAAAUCUAUAUAUAUAUGUAUGCAUAUUGUACAUGUAAUAACACAAACAAACAAACAAAACAAAACGAAAACGAAUCGUAUCAUUGUAUCUUGAUCUUGAUCUUGCCACAAAUCUGAUUUGUGAUUUGUGCCACGUUUUAAAUAUCGAUGUCUGACUAGCUUGUAAAACCAAUUAAAAAACCAAUAAAUCCAUAGUAAGCAAAACAACUACGAACUUAAUCCAAAUAUUGUAAAUGUUAGGAAGCCGCCGCAUAAGAUUCACUCAAUUCUCACAUAGGCAAAGUGUGCGACUUAAAUAGUUAUAUACAUCUACAUAUAUACAACAUACAUACUUAGUCGUCCGUCACGUAUUAACGCAUACCAAUUACAAUAAAUACUACUACUAAUACUUCUACUACUACUACUACUACUUUAAAUACCACCACAGCAACAAAAACAACAACAACUACAACCAGAGAACAAGAAAACUACUACAUAAAAAUCGUACUGCAGUGAAAAUGUACGGAGCGUGACUAAAAUAGAAACGUAUUUGAGAGCUACAUUAUAUGUAGUUGAUAAGAGAAUUUCAGAUGGAAUUAAAUUGUAUGUAUUAUAUAUAUAAAUAUAUCGAUCGAGUUUAAUUGGUUUAGAUGCCCCGACGUCCCUUCCCAUGACCCCUUCCCAUCUGUAUGAUUUAUUACAGAGAUGUGCAUGCAACACUUUCUAGUUGUUAUACAAAGACAAAUAAUAAAACAAGAUUGUAAAGAUUUAUAUAUAAUAGCAUAAAUUAAGUUAGUCAAGGAAAUUUGCAUUCGAUAAUAUAUAUAGCUGCUGAUACAAAAAGCAAAACAAAAAAAAACAAACAAAAAAAAGGAAAAAAAAAUGCAAACAGAACUUAUCACUCGCUAGGAGCCCAAUUCAAUUAAUUAUUGAUUAAAUGAUAUCAUUUGUAACUUAAAUACGCAUUGUUUGAUCUUUAUACUUGUAUUCAAUACGAAACGGUUAUUCAAAUCGGCUUCAACAGAACCUCCUCCCCUAUCUACCAAAAACCAUACGAAACAAAAUAAAACGAAAUGAAACGAGAUGAAAAACUUAAAAUGGAAGAGAAUCCCAAUAUCGUAAUAUAUAAAUUGUUCAGCUAAAUGUGUCUAAAUGUAAUUUAAAUGAAAACAAAAAAAAAAGAACAAAAGAAAAACAAAGAUUUUUAAUGCAACAUUGUGAGUUUUAAUUACAGCAAACCAACUUAAGAAAAAAAAGAGAAAUCAAGCAAGUUUAAUAUUUCAUAGUUUAUUAAGCCCAUCCAUUCAUAGUCGUCAUAAACAUUAAGUAAAUAAAAGCAACGUAUAUCGUAUUCAAAGCGAAACGCAACAACAACAGCAACAACAAAUAACAUGAAUCCGAAUUGAAACUGAGAAACUUUAAAUACAACAAACAAACAAAAGAAAAAAACCCACAAAAAAUUGCAAUCAAAUUCAAUGCGUGUUGUUGGGUGCAAGUGCAAAUCGUACGCAAAAAAAAAAAGAAAAAUACGUAUUCAUAAGAAUAAAGAAAAUUCAAACAAUUUUAAAUCAGCGUCUUUUUAUUAUUCACAUCAUUAUGCAACAUCAGCAUAUUCUUACAAUCAUAUCUUUCCAGUUCGUUUGUAUGCGCUACAAAGACUUGUGAUGUGAUGUGUGUUCAAUUUACUAAACAAUGCUGUGGUUGUG
This is a messenger RNA of Drosophila sulfurigaster albostrigata, 14531 nucleotides long. It is a transcript of the gene Bicra, whose product is annotated as mucin-2. The record is from RefSeq and is a predicted model, not a curated record. Lineage: Eukaryota; Metazoa; Arthropoda; Insecta; Diptera; Drosophilidae. Gene Ontology annotation, biological process: positive regulation of DNA-templated transcription. Gene Ontology annotation, cellular component: SWI/SNF complex.